GCCUGGGAUCAGUGGAAGAUGGCCCAAGUGCUUGGGUCCUACACCCAUGUGGGAGUCUUGGAAGAAGCUCCUGGCUCCUGACUUCUCAUUGGCCCAGCUCCGGCUGUUGCAGCCAUUUGGGGAGUGAACGAGUGGUUGGGAGAGAUCUAUCUGAGUUCUCCCCCCCACACCAUGUAAUUUUUCCUUUGGAAUGAAAUAAAUCUUUAAAAAGAUAUUUAAGCAAAAUCCCAGGAAAAGAAAACAUAAUUACAUUUAAUACACCCUAUUCUGAACUCUAACCAUGCAUUUUAAGCUCAUUUCUGCAGGGCUCAUCUCCUACUUCUUUUUGUGUUCCUGUUGUUGAUUCUUUGCUACCCUCACAGCAUAUACAUAUGGGAAGGCCCCUUUAGAGAAUCUGUGAGUCAGUGGGGAAUGUCACAGUGGGUCUCCUAUGACAUCACCAGGACUGGGAGGUGAUGGUUAACAAUCAGUUCCUAGAACGGUUAGCCACUGCCUGUGGGAGCAGGAAACCCAUUUUCUUAGCUUCCUAGUGGAUACCAUUGAUAGUACUUGCCUAGAUUCUGUGAAAAAGAAUAAAAUCACUGAAUUUCUCCACAUUUUUAUCAAAAUGUCAAGUGAGAAAGAUGGUGAAUCUGAAUUAGAAAAAAAUGCCAAGCAAUCCCCCACCACGAGAAGAAACCCCAGGAACGCUGAGGAUGUUCCAGCGGUCUCAACACUUGAAAUCCCAGCCUCCGUACAGGACAUCCUCUCUCGGAUUGAGCAAGCACAGGCUGUUCGAGCCAGAGAGAACAUUAAAACACAGAUGACUGAAAUAAUGAGCAACGUGCACCGAAUAAUGGCUCGCUACAGUCUUGACUUUGACUUGUCCUCUGGACACCGCAUCUCUCUUACAGAACACAUGAGGAAACAGAGAUCCCUGUUUCUGGAGAGAAUGGGUACUUACUCUAAGAACGCUGAAAACAGAGAGAAGAUACUUGCCUACAUUCUGGCCUGGUUAGAGGAAUGGAAUGUUAUUUUGUCUGAAAUAACUGCAUUUGAUGUUGAGGAACACUACCAUUGGAUAGUACAAAUGGAGAUGUUUCCAGAAACACUGAGAGCCAUUGAGAACAAUGUCAAUAUACUAUGUAGCAUCAGCACCACUUUCCUUAACGAUAAGAAGACACAGAAGAAAAAAACAGUAUCUAGAGGUGCUCUAUGGAAAACAUGGAAAGACAGAUUUAUAAAGCGACCUGCAACAGCCCUUGCACUAAGACCAGAUCAAAUGAUCUCUGAUCAAUUUACAACCAACACCAAGGUUUUGGAAAUUCAACGUAUGUUACAAGAACUCAUAGGUUCUUCAAUGUUUAACAAAAUGGAAAACACUGCAAUCAAAUAUAUCUCAGCAACUAUAUUAAAUCUUUACAAAGCUUUGAGUGCCGUGUGUGAUCAAGUCAAUGUUUCUAACAUCGUAAGUGACAGCAUGUUUUUCGAAAAGUACGAAACAGAAAAAGAACUCUCCAGAAGGAUGAUCUGUGACCUUAGCGAGCAAAACGAGCUGCUGCAAUGAAAACUGCAAGAGAGAGAAGAAACCUAUGAACAGCUAAUUCAAUCCACAGUUCGUGCAGGCCAGCAAGAAUAUACAUCAGUGCCCACAUCCAGGACCCAUAUCAAGGCUGGGGACAUAGCAGACAGUAUGGACAAUAUUUUAGCCAAGGAACUGGAAAAUACGUUAUAUAAAUCUCCAACAAAAAAUAUCAAAUCCUCCGAGAUAAAGUGGGGCUCUUCACUUAAAGCCCCAGCUGUACUGACCCCAGACUUGCCGGGACAACAAUACCAUCCACCUGAAGACCAUCAGCAAAUGGGUCCUGGGCCUUUGAAGGGUACUGCUGACUUGAAAACACUGGAGCCAACGAAACAGCAAAAGGUGGUCUCAGAGGAAAAUGAGGCGAAGCUGAGCCAGGGCCUGAAGAGAGAGAGACAGCUGGAGCUGAACACAAACGCCGCUCCCCCCUUCACCGAGUCCUCACAACCUGGAGCCCCUCCUGUUUACCCACAGCCCCACCCAAAAUACAAACCCCUCACUCCUCUGAAAACCCAGGCCCUGAUGACCACUCUGACACCCCAGCAGGCAGAGGCCCUGGGGACCACUCUGACAUCCCAGCAGGCCCAGGCCCUAAUGACCACUCUGACCACCCAGCAGGCCCAGGCCCUGGGUACCACUCUGACCACCCAGCAGGCAGAGGCCCUGAGGACCACUCUUACCCCUCAGCAGGCCCAGACUCUGGGGACCACUCUGAUCCCCCCAAAAGCCAAGGCUAUCAGGCCUCUAACCCCUCAGUUGGCCCAAGAUGUGGAGACUAUGACUCCUCAGCUGGCCCAGGCCCUGGGGAAAACACUAAUCCCUCAGCAGGCCCAGGCCCUGGGGACCACUGUUACCCAUCAGAAAGCCCAGGCCCUGGGGACCUCUCUUACUAAUCAGCAGGGCAUGGGCAUGGGGACCACUCUUACCCAUCAGCAGGCCCAGGCCGUGGGGACCACUCUGACCCUGCAGCAGGAUGAGGGCAUGGGGACCACUCUCACCCCCCAGCAGGCACAGGCGGUGGGGACCACUCUCACCCCCCAGCAGGCACAGGUGGUGGGGACCACUCUUACUAAUCAGCAGGCCCAGGCUGUGGGGACCACUCUAACCCAUCAGCAGGACCAGGGCAUGGGGACCACUCUCACCACCCAGCAGGCACAAGCAGGGGGGACCACUCUUACCCAUCAGCAGGCCCAGGCUGUGGGGACCACUCUUACUAAUCAGCAGGCCCAGGCCCUGGGGACCACUCUGACCCUACAGCAGGCCCAGGCCCGGGGGACCACUCUAACCAAUCAGCAGGCCCAGGCCCUGGGGACCUCUCCUACUAAUCAGCAGGGCCAGGGCAUGGGGACCACUCUCACCCAUCUGCAGGCCCAGGCUGUGGGGACCACUCUUACUAAUCAGCAGGCCCAGGCCGUGGGGACCACUCUGACCCUGCAGCAGGCCCAGGCCCGGGGGACCACUCUUACUAAUCAGCAGGGCAUGGGCAUGGGGACCACUCUUACCCAUCUGCAGGCCCAGGCUGUGGGGACCACUCUGACCCUGCAGCAGGCCCAGGUGCGGGGGACCACUCUGACCCUACAGCAGGCCCAGGUCCUGGGGACCUCUCUUACUAAUCAGCAGGGCCAGGGCAUGGGGACCACUCUUACUAAUCAGCAGAGCCAGGGCAUGGGGACUACUCUUACCCAUCAGCAGGCCCAGGCCUUGGGGACCACUCUGAGCCCCCAGCAGGCCCACGCCCUGGGGACCACUCUCACCCCACAGCAGGCACAGGCAGUGGGGACCUCUCUGACCCUGCAGCAGGCCCAGGCCAUGGGAACCACUCUUACCGAUCAGCAGGCCCAGGCCCUGGGGACCUCUCUGACCACCCUGCAAGCCCAGGACCUAGGGAUCACUCAGGCCCUGGCCCUGAGGACCACUCUGGCCCCUCACCACACUCAGACUCAGGGGGCCCACCUUACCCCUGACACGGCCCCUCCUACUCCAGGGCAGCCCCUUGAGCUGGAGGCAGUGAGGCCAAAGCAGGACUUUCCUCAAACUGCCUGGCCACCUCCAGCAAUGAAGGCCCCACUCACUCCCAGGUGGCCUAUUAGAUCUGGAACAACAUCCACCUCUACAAAGAGCCCAGUUCUCCAUGGUCCUCUCUCUCCUGGCCAGUCCUUGGCUCCUGGGCCGCCUUCCUUCCCUGGAGCGCUCUUGGAGUCUGGACCCUCCUCUGCACAGCCUCCGGCACACCAGCCUCCUGUCUCCACUGGGCAGCCCCCCUCUCUCCAGGCCCCUUCUGCCCUUGCACAACAUGUGGCACCAUCAACCCUUCCUGGAGAAACUUUACCAUGGAUCGCUCCCGGCUCUGCGCAUCCCUCCACAUCAUGGACCCCCUCAGCUGCUGGAAUGCCCCAGAAAGGUGUGGCCUCUUCUGGGAGGAAGAAAGGACUGGUAAGGAUUGCUUCACCCAUGGAGCCUCAGUCCCAUCUCUCCAGCGACAGCACACCAACAUCAUGCAUCACUUACACCGGUGAGGGGACCCUGCACUCUCUGCAGAAGCCUAAAACAUCACUGCCUUCUCUCGCUCCUCAACUAACACCAGCAUCACAGGUCCCUUUCACUAAUGAGGAAAUCCUGCACACUCGACAGAGGUCGAGAAUGGCCCUGCCUUCUGCCACUCCUCAGAUAUCCAGGACAUCACAGAAACCUCUUUCUCAGUGGGCCUCGAAAUCCCAACACCCCUCUCUAGAUACACCACGGUUCAUGAAGCCAGCUUCAGACAUCAACAAAGACAAAAUGAUGGUGCCCCCUUCCUCUCCCAAAGAGCUUGAAGGGAGGAUGUAUUUUGUUGACGUGAAGGCUCAGAGGAAGAACCUGAUGCUAUUGAAUCAGGCCUUAACAACUAAUGGACUCCCUUCCCCGCUCCACACAACAGCUAGGAAUCUCAUCAUCGAGACCCUUCACACAGACCAGGUUCGGCUAGGAUACCUGUUCCACAAGUACACUGCCCACAGGCUGAUCCAGCGCUUCAGAAACUACAUAAUCUGUCGAGUGAAAGCCACCCGAAACACUGGGAAAGGUUAUGAGAUGCAGAAACUCUAUGUCAUGCUGAGCAAAAUUGAUGGCUAUCAGAAAAGAGUGAUGCAUGUCUGGACUGAGAAGCAGAAGCUUCUGGAAGAGAAACGGAAUCAAUGCCUGAGGAAAAUGAUACCUUUAUUUGGCCAGCUCCAAGAGACAUACAAAUUGAAUCUUAGUCGACCAAUUCCUUUGCGCAUCCAUAAAAAGGAGAUACCUUCCUCUAGAGAAUUUGUUCAACAGACAUUCCAACAACAGACAUUCCAACAGCAGACAUUCCAACAGCCACCAGCAGAAGAGGAUAUGCAACCUGUCAAGAAUAUUAGACACCAAGAUGACCAGAUGGAUGCCAUCUGGAAAACUGAUAUAUGCGAUUCAAGCUACCCAAUAACAGAGAAGACACCAACAAAUGUACCCUGGGACCAGCUGGGUGGAUAUCCAGACAUUCCGAGGCUGCUCGAGUUAGACAUCCAGUCUACCUUCAGGAAAUCUCUCACGUCCAUUAAAACACGGUAAGGACUGGGAGCACCCUGGAAAGUAGGUUUUUCAUCAUCUGGCUUUUGUUUCCCUAACCUUUCUCCUGUGGCACCAGGCAGUUGCCAAAAGUAAGAGUUUGGUGUGUCACAGACAUGAGGAUUUCAUUUCUGAAAAAUAUAAAACCAACGAACCAACCAGGCAUCUCAAGAGUCAGCUUAACCCACCGUACUGCAAUGCCAACUCCCAGGGUCAGGCAUUUUAGAUGCAGAAGUUAAGGGGAAGCAGAAUUUCAGAUAUGUUCCUGUGCCACAUCACAGACACAUGAAACAGACUGUCAACUGCAGAGUUUCCAUGCUGAAUCAAAUCAGGAAAAUCUUACCAAAUAGGGUGAGAUCAGGGCUCUGAGAAUGACUGUCUGCCAUUUCUCUUUUCACUCAGCCUGUGUCUCUGUGACUCUUUGGCUCUUGGAAUUUUAUCAUUAAAUCUUUGUUGAAAACUCACAGCUGGCACAUAGUAUGCUACAUCAAAAUCCUUUGCUUCCCUGUAUAGGUCUUAGCUAGGGCUUUGCAUUAUUGAAACUAAGUAUAUGAUAAUCUUAAUUUUCAGAUGUUUGCAUUGACUUGUUAGAACAUUUGCCUUCUACUUUAAAAAGCUACUUCAGAUACAAAUUAUAAACUAGAAAGUUGGUUGGUGAGUACAGAAUCAGGGCAGAUACUAAUCAUGGGACAUCAAUAUGACUGGGACUUAAGAUCACGAUUUCGAUUUGUCUCUGCUGCAAGGAUGUACCUGACAUGCACCCUGGCCGUACAUGCUGGUUGUGGACAACCCGAGACAACUCCCUGACCCUGUCAUGUUCUCCUGCUGACCCGUCUGCCACUCCAUGUCCUUUUUUUCUUUCCUUAAAUAACUGAAAUUAUUUUGUUUUGCUAAAAUGAAAUUUCUUUUUUCAGAAUAUACACUAGGUAUAUUUUAACAAACAACUUUCAGGAAAAUAAAUAAAAUAUAAGCACGGAAAAAGAAGAAAAACUACAGGCCUUUGGCACAGUAAUUAAGAAGCUGCUGGGACUCCCCCAUCCCAAAUGGUGGUCACUGGGUUUGAGCUGCAUCUGGAGUUCCAAUUCAGACUCCUGCUAAUGCACAUCCUGGGAGGCAGCAGGUGCUGAUGGCUCAAGUAUCUGGGUCCUUGCCACCCAUGUGGGAGAACAACAUUGAGUUCCCAGCUCCUGAUUUAAGCCUGACCCAGCCUUAGGUUGUUGUGGGCACUGGAGUACUAAAUCUGUCUGUCUGUCUGUCUGUCUCUCUCUCUCUCUCUCUCUCUCUACCUUUCAAACAGAUGAAAGUAAAUGUUAAAAGCAAAUUUGUCAGGGCCGGUGCCGCGGCUCAAUAGGCUAAUCCUCCGCCUUGCGGCGCCGGCACACCGGGUUCUAGUCCCGCUCGGGGUGCCGGAUUCUGUCCCGGUUGCCCCUCUUCCAGGUCAGCUCUCUGCUGUGGCCAGGGAGUGCAGUGGAGGAUGGCCCAAGUGCUUGGGCCCUGCACCCCAUGGGAGACCAGGGUAAGUACCUGGCUCCUGCCAUCGGAUCAGCGCGGUGCGCUGGCAAAAGGAAGACCUUUCUCUCUGUCUCUCUCUCUCACCGUCCACUCUGCCUGUCAAAAAAUUAAGAAAAAAAAAAGCAAAUUUGUCGGGGCCAGCGCUGUGGCUCACUUGGUUAAUCCUCUGCCUGCAGUGCUGGCAUUCCAUAUGGAUGCUGGGUUCUAGUCCCGGUUGCUCCUCUUCCAGUCCAGCUCUCAGCUGUGGCCCGGGAGGGCAGUGGAGGAUGGCCCAAGUCCUUGGGCCCUGCACCCGCAUGGGAGACCAGAAAGAAGCACCUGGCUCCUGGCUUCAGAUCGGUGGAGCACCGGCUGUAGCGGUCAUUUGGGGGAUGAACCAACAGAAGGAAGACCUUUCUCUCUGUCUCUCUCUCUCUCUGUCUAUAACUCUACCUUUCAAAAAAAAGAAAAAGUAAAUUUGUCACUAAAACAUCACUGUAUAGUGAUAUUGUUGUUUUCUCUCCUUCUCAAGCUUUAUUUUUAGCCAGCACUAUGUCUACCAUGUAGUUGACAGUAUCUAGCUGACAGUGCAAAACAUUAAUAAUACAUUUAAGUAUUUCGCAUUUCUCUUGAAAAUAGUAGCUGUAUAUACUUACGCAGUACAAUAUGAUUGUUCAAUAUAUGCAUAUAUUGGAGAAUGAUCAAAUCAGGCUUAGUAUCACAUGUAUCCACAGACACAUCAUUUCUUUGUGGUAUAGAAACUUAAAAUCUACUCUUUCAUGGUAGGCAGUGUGGCACAGCACCUUAAGCUUGGGAUUGCCCACAUCCUAUCAAAAGGUGGGUUUGUGUCCUGGCUAUACCAUGUCAGAUCCAAUUUCCCAUUGAUGUGCCAGGGAAGGUAGUGCAUGAUGGACCACGUGCAUGAGUCCCAGCUGACACCCUUCAGAGGCCCAGAUGGAGUUCUGGGCUUCUGGCUUUGUCCUGGCCAAUCUUCAGCUAUUGCAAGCAUUUGGGAAGUGAAUCACUGGGUAGAAGAUGCUCAAUCUCUCCUGAUCACUCUACCUUUCAAAUGAAUGAAUAAAUAUUUGACAAAAAUCACAGGCAAUUUUGUGACAUAUGCUACAGAAACUCUGACAAUUAUGUUGUGUAAGAGAAUCCUAGGAAUUACUCCUCCUGUCUAAAGAAAACUUUGCAUCCUUUGACAAACAUGUCCCUUCUUCCUGAGAACUCCCUUGCUUCAGUCUCUGGUAAUCAUCAAUCUGCUCUACUGUUAUGAAUUCAACUCUCUGGGUUCCAUGUAUAAGUGAGAUCAUGUACUAUCUGUCUCUAUGUUCUUGACUUGUUUUACUUGGCAGAGUGUCUUCUAGAUACAUUCAUGUUGUUGCAAAUGACAGAACUUCUUUAUUUUUAAAAGCUAAAUAGUAUGCCAUUAUGCAUGUAUUCCACCUAUUCUUUACCUGUUCAUCUGCUGCUGGACAUUAAGUUGUUUUCAGAUCUUGAGUACUGUGACAAUGUUGCUUGGAAGUACAAACAUCUCUCCAAUGCACUGAUUUCAGUUCGGUUGAUAUGUACCCAGAAGUGGGAUUGCUCAAUCCUAGGGUAAUUCUACUUUUCAUUUUUUGAGGAACCACCAUACUAGAUUUCAAAAUGACUAGACUAACUUAUUCCUGCCAACAGUGUGCAAGGGUUUCCUUUUGUCCAAACCAUAACUGGUGCUUGUUAUCAUCUUCUUCAUAAGAGCUAUUCUAACAGGUGAGAGGUAAUAAUCUCAUUAUGGUUUCAAUUUGCAUUCCCUGAUUAAAACUGUUGAGUUUUUUAUUUCAUGUAUCUGUUGGCCAUUUGCAUGUCUUCUCUUGACAAAAAUGUCAAGUUGGGUACUUUUGUCUAUUUGGAUUAUUUAUUUUCUUGUUAUUGAGUAGUUUAAGUUUCUUACAUACUUUGGGUUGUAGUCCCUUCUUUGAUGUAUGAUUUGAAAAAUUUUUUUAGACUCUUUGGGUAAUUUCCUCACCUUGGCAUACAGAAACUUGAGAUUUUUAUUUAUUUGAAAUGCACAGUCAGAGAAAGAGAGAGAAGGUGUGAAGGAGGGAGGGGUGAAGGAGGAAGAGAGAGAGAGAGAGAGAAAGAGAAUAUGAAUCUUCCAUCUGCUGGUUCACUCCCAAAAUGGCCACACUGACCCAGCUUGGCCAAGCUGAAGCCAGGACUUAAGAGCUUCUUCAGGUCUUCUGUGUUGGUGCAUAGGUCCAAAGACUUAUGUCAUUUUCCACUGCUUUCCCAGGCACACUAGUGGGGAGCUGUAUCAGAAGUGCAGCAGCCAGGAUUGGAACUGGCACCCAUUUGGCUUGCAGGUGCUGCAGGCCAUGGCUCUAACCCAUUGUACCACAGUGCUGGCCCCGGCAUGCUGAAACAUUUUAAUUUGAUGUAAACCCAUUUACAUAUUUUUACUUUCAAUGACCAGACUUGUGGAGUCAUAUCUCAGAGAUCACCACCUCAUCUAAUGCCAUGGAAGUUUCUGUGUUCUUGUAGUGGUAUCACUAUUUCAGGUCUUAUAAAUCUUUCAUCCAUUUUUAGUGAAUUCUUGGAUAAGAGAGAGAUAAAGUCCCACAUGGAUCCAAUUUCAUUCUUCUGCUUACUGAUAGCAGCUUUCUCAGCAAAAUUUGUUGAAUGGACUGUCUUUUCCCAAUCAUGUAUUUUCUUAAAAAUUGUUAAAAUUUUUAUUUUUAAUUAAGUUUUUAACAGAUUCAAUGUGAUAUGUAGACGCAAUUCUAAGAACACAAUAAUAUUCCCUUCCUCCCUAUCCCCACUCCUUCCUCUUCCCUUGUUUUUGAGAUAACAUUUUAAAUUUGCAUUACAGUAAAAGGGCUUAAUACUACACCAAAUAAGAAGUUGAGCAAGUAGAAAAGCAAAGAGACCCAAUGUUGAGGUUGAUUUGCUCUGAGAAGAGGAGCGUGGUGGGGGCAAGAGGCAUGGAGUCACCACACAGACCCUGGGAGUCGGGUGAAAGUGGGCCAGAGGCGAGCAGCCCACAGACUCAUUUAUUUCAGUUGGUACCACAGCUUAUAUAGCCAAGGCAGCCAAUCCGGUCAAGGGGCGGUUUAUGCCCUAACCAAUCACAGCCUGUUGCCAGGCAGUAUCCGAAGCCAUCCAAUCACAGCCUGUUGCCAGGCAGGCUCCGUUGGCCAUGUGGUUUCCAAAGCCAUCCAAUCACAGCCUGUUGCCAGGCAGACUCCAUUGCCAGGUGGGUUUCAAAGCCAUUCCUGAGUAACUGACGCUUGCUUACCAGUGGCCAUCCUGGCAUGGCCUUCUCAUUCCACCACCAUUCCCCCUUUUCAUUUAUUUUUGAGCAACGGGAGGCAUGAUUCUUGACCAUACCAUUGUUGACCCCGUUUCCAUGUGGUCUCCGUACGCGGCUGUGCCUGUCUUAGGUUGUCCCCCAGGGGAUCUUACCCGUCAUUGACUAACCAGCGCUCAAAACAAGAGACCACAGGAGUUCUUGCUCAGAUAGGGGUAGGAAUGAGGAACAAUGGUAAUCCGGAAUGGCAUGACCGCACACAGGCUGUGGGCCAUUUGAGUGGCUGACCAGAGCUAGUGGGGUAUAAAACAGUAUCGGACUGUGGCUAUGGGCAGUUUCUCAAGGUAGGAUGUUAGGGCAGGUGCGUCUGCUAACAAGGCAGGCUCUCAGUCUUGUUCAGCUGGUUCUGGUUGGCUGUCAGUCACAGGCUUGAUAUUUCUGGCUGGUACCCAAAUGGGCUGACCUGCAUUCUCUGGAAAGACACAAGCAUAUCCUCAGCCCUUGGUUAGCAGAAGCCUUUUUACAGGUGUUGGAAUCCAGGGCCUGAAUUUUGUGUUCACUUCUAUAUUAAUGGCAAACAUGCAGGUGGGAUGAGGUCUAGCGGCUGUCCUGAGAGCCUGGGGUACCUGAGUACUGCCACAAAUGUGGGGAUCCUCACUGGGUGCGGAUGGGAUGACCUCCCAUCAGUUAUUGUCUCAAGGUCCUCUAAGUUCAUCCCACGGGUAUGUGGGGGGUGGGUGACUAGGCAUUGCCACAUUGUUUGCUACCUUGUUUGCUACCUUGUCAUUUUCACUGUUGGAGCUCUCCUAAGUCAUCAACUGUUGUCUGUGAGGUAGACGCCUGGAGUGACAGGCUCUGAUCACUCACAACCCUACUUUAGUGGAAAUACAAACAACUGCUACAAGCAAAAAUUGAAUGGGAAAAAUGACCACUUCACCCAUAUACAGUCAUCAUGUAUCUUGAUUAAAACCAAUUGACCAUAGAUUGGUGUCUUCUUGGCUUUUUCUCCUACUCCAUUGAUCAAGUGGAAUCUUUUGGGAUUUAUACACCUUAGUGCUCUCUGAGCGUCAUGGAUAUGGUUUGGUUCCUGAUGUCAAGAUGGAAAAAUUCUCAGUCAUUAAUGCUUCAAAGUUUCUCUGUUAGUUUUUCUUUCUUCUUCUGGAAUUUCCAUGACUCAUAUGUGAUACCUUUUGUGACUUUCCAACAGUUCUUGUAUAUUCUGUUUUUCAGCCUUUUCCAACUUUGCUUUCUGGUUUGGGAAGAUUCUAUCACCACAUUCUCAAGUUCAGGAUGUCUUUCCUUAGUUGUGUACAAUUUAUGAAUGAGCCUAUCAAAGUCAUUCUUCAUUUCUGUUAGCGUUUCUGAUCUUCAACUUUUUUUUUUUCAAUUUUUCUUAGAAUUUCCAUUUCUCUGCUUACAUUUUCUACCUGUUUUGGUAUUUAAUUACUUUUUACAUUUGGCGCUCCAUGGCACACUUCUCAUGAUUCCUUUAAAUACUGGUCUGAAAAUUCCAACAUUCCUAUCACACCUGGCUCGCAUUCUGAGGCUUGCUCUGUCUCUUAAGCAGUGCUCUGUUUUAUUUUUUGCUUGUUAGUAUACCUUGCAUUUUUCUCCAAAUAUAGACAUAAUGUACCAAGUGAAAAUGAGCUCACAUUGUGUAUGUUUUUAAACUUGCUUUUGUUUCACUUAACAGCAUAUGUUUGAAGUUUUCCUAUAUUAAUGUAGACCUACAUUGUCAUUCUUUUGAUUACAUGAUAGUCAAUCAUACAAAUGCAUGAUAACUUAUAGUACUGUUCUGCUCUUUCUGAUAGAAAUUAGGACAACUGUCAACAUUAUAAGAAUAUUGCUCCAUUUUUCCUUGCAGUGAUUGCCAUACUGAUACAAUUAUUACCCUAUGAAAAUGCCAUUAAAUAUUUUAAUUACAAAAGCAAUGCAUCCUUGCUGUAGAACAUUGGAAAUGAAUUCUACCCCCAGAAAUAACAACCAUUGUUAAUUCUGAAGCCAUGUUUUAACUUUAGAGAUAAGAAUAUUGUGGAAUGGGUCGAGCAUGAACAGCGAUUAAGAUGCCACUUGAGACACUCACAUCUCAUAUUAAAGUGUCUGAGUUUGAGUUCCACCUACAGUUCCGAUCCAGCUUCCUGCUAAUAAACACCUUAGGAGAUAGCAACGGAUGGCUCAAGUAUUUGAAUCCUUGUCACUCAGCUGGAUGAGUGACAUAAUCCCAGAUAUUGCUGGCAUUUGGGGAGUGAACAAGCAGAUGGAAGAUCUCUCUUCCUCUCACACUCUCGCUCUCUCACUCUCUUCCUCUCUCUCUCUUGCUCUCGCUCUCUCACUCUCCCCCCCCCAACCUCCCUCUACUCUUUCAAAUGAAUUUUAAAAAAUACUACCUGGUAAGCAAUUAGCUUUUGUCACACAGUGCUCUUUUUUUUUUUUGUCCUGGAAGACAUUCUGUCCUUUAAUAUGACUUUCAUGAAUAUGGAUUACAAACUGACUUUACUAAGCUUGCCUUGUGAGUUCUGAAGGCUCUCUUAGGUUCCUAUGAUUUACCUAUAUCCCACAAAUGUGUUUCUGAGCAAUUUGUAAUAAUAUUUUCUUGUUUCACUCCCAGGAUUAAGAAGACACCUAAGUGACUAUAAAAAUUCAAUACAAGCAUGUUCAAAACAAAUUUCACUGUUUCAAUAAAAUGCCCAGUUUGUUUUUCAUGCAUGGCUUGAUCUGUCUUUUGCAUUUAUGUCCUGCUACAUUUUCUUAGAAUGAACAUUUUAAUUUCCAGACAACUACUAUGAUUACUUAAAGAGAAUAUCUUCUGCUCUAGUUCACUGGAAGCAAAGUUUAAGCAAACCCUGGUGAGGGCUGAGUCAGAAAAGGGAUAUAUCAGGGGCCAGUGCUGUGGCGUAGUGGGUAAAUCCAUUGCCUGCAGUACCGGCAAUCCAUAUGGGCGUGGGUGCGGGUCUUGGCUGCUCUACUUCCAGUCCUGCUCUCUGCUAUGGCCUGGGAAAGCAGUAGAAGGUGGCCCAAGUCCUUGGGCCCCUCUACCCAUGUGGGAGACUGGGAAGAAGUGCCUGGCUCGUGGCCUCGGAUCAGCCCAACUCAGGCCAUUACAGCCAACUGGGGAGCAAACUAGCAGAUGGAAGACUCUCUCUCUCCCUCUCCCUCUCUCCCUCCUUCCCUCUCUCCCUCUCCUUCUCUCUGUGUGUAACGUAGAGACUUUCAAAGGAAUGAAUAAAUCUUAAAAAAAGGGGGUGGGACAUGUCAGAGCCCCUGAAAUGAAAGCAAAGUGGCACAGUCUUACUUCCAAAAAUCCAAACCCAAAGAUGCAACAGAAGUGAUGAAUGGAUGUAAGAAGGAAAACAAGGGGCCCUUGAUGUGAUAUAGUCAGUAAAGUGCCACCGCCAAUGCUAGCAUCCCAAAUGGGUGCCAAUUCUAGUCCCAGGUGCUCCACUUCAGAUCCUGGACCCUGCUAAUGUACCUGCGAAAGCAGCAGAGGAUGGCCCAAAUCCUUAGGCUCCUGCACCCACAUGGGAGAUCAAGAAGAAGCUCCUGGCUCCUGACUUCAGACUUGCCCAGCUCCGGCCAUCUGAGCCAUCUGGGGAGUGAAGCAGCAGAUGAAGAGUGCUCUCGCUUUCUGUCUCUUCCUCUGACUCUCUCUCUCUCUCUAACUCUGCUUUCAAACAAGUAAAGAAAUCUUUAGACAAAUAGCAGAAGAAACCCCUAGAGAAUCAGAAAGUGGUUAUGACUUGGUAGAGAAGGGAGAAAAGAUUUUAUAUAUAAAAUAACUAGACAACCACAAAGGGAAUAAAUUAAGAUAUCUUCCUAGAUGACAAGACUAGCAAAACUCAAGCCAUAGAAGGAAGUGAUGAAUCAUGUACAAUUGUAAAAAACAAAGUAGUAGGAUUAUUAUGUAUUCAAACCCUACUUAUAAAUUAGAUGAGAUACACAGGAAAAUGGACAUAGACCAGUAUUAGGUCAAGGUACUUUACAAAGGCAUUUAGAAGAAAGAAUAGAUGAAAAAUACAAAAGAAAUACAGGAGACACAGAAAUGACAACCUUCUUAUAAUAGGAAUCCUAACAAGAGAGAAAAAUAGAGGAGGAGCAGCCAUUGUCACAGCCAUUAACUGCUGCUUGGGAUGCCUGCAUCCCACAUCAGAGUGCCUUGUUCAAGUCCCAGCUACUCUUACUCCAAUAGAGCUUCCUGCUAAUGCACACCCUGGGAGGCAGCAGGUAAUGAUUAAAGUACUUGGGAGCUCGCCAUCCAAAGGGAGACCUGGAUUGUGCUACCACUUCCUGGAUUUGACCUGGAAAAUGGGAGAUUGAUUCAUCUACCUUUCUUUUUUCUUUUCUUUUCUUUUCUUUUUCUUCCUUCCCCCAACUCCCUCCUUCCCCUCUUUCUUUCUUUCUCUCUCUCUCUCUCUCUCUCUCUCUCUCUCUCUCUCUCUCUUUCUUUCCCUUGCUCUGUCCCUCCCUUUCAAUUUUUAAAAUUGGAGCCAUGAUUAUGGUGUAGUGGGUUAAACCACUGCUUGUCCCUCUGGCAUCCCAUAUCAGAGCAAUGGUUCAAGUCCUGGUUACUCUACUUUGGAUCUAGCUUCUUGCUAAUGCACCCUGGAAGGCAGGUUAUGGUGGCCCAAAUACUUGGUUCCCUGCCACCCUUUGUAGGAGAUCAGGAUGGAGUUCAUGGCUCCUGGCCUCAGUCUGGCCCAAAACCAGCUUGUGUCCAUUUUGGGAGUGAACCAUUGGGUGGAACAGCUCCUUCUCUCUCUCUCUCUCUCU
Molecule: messenger RNA, 14678 nt
Organism: Oryctolagus cuniculus (rabbit)
Lineage: Eukaryota; Metazoa; Chordata; Mammalia; Lagomorpha; Leporidae
Source: RefSeq, a predicted model, not a curated record